This is a messenger RNA of Coccinella septempunctata (seven-spotted ladybird), 3561 nucleotides long. RefSeq lists its product as uncharacterized. The coding region runs from base 150 to 3071 and encodes 973 amino acids. The transcript is spliced from 4 exons. Gene Ontology annotation, cellular component: membrane. Lineage: Eukaryota; Metazoa; Arthropoda; Insecta; Coleoptera; Coccinellidae. Gene Ontology annotation, biological process: transmembrane transport. The record is from RefSeq and is a predicted model, not a curated record. Gene Ontology annotation, molecular function: transmembrane transporter activity.
AUGUUCUGCAUUGGUCGGAACGACAGAAACAGAUAUUAUAAAUUCGAUACGAAAGGAGCAGGGAAUCGCUGAUGGUGUCAGUACUUUUGCGAUGUCUGUCCAACGAAAUCCUGUUUGAUUUUUCGAUUGAUGUGUCUGUGCUAUAGAUAAUGGGUGGUAACAAAUCAGAGGACAAGGGGCUGGGGUACAUGUUUUCCGGAACACUACCCCAGGUUCUGGUAGUGUUGAGCUGUACAGUGAGUACGAUAGCAGAUGGCAUGUCUUUCGGUUGGUCUGCCCCCAUGCUCCCCUACUUCGACACACCAGGUGCCCCCUUCCAACUCACAGACAGCCAGAAGGGAUGGCUGGAGAACAUCUACCUCCUAGGCGGAAUCUGCGGUAUACCCUGCACCCUCUACAUCGUCGACAGAAUCGGAAGAAAACAUUCGAUCCUCAUGGCCGGCAUGGUGAAUCUGAUAGCCUGGAUACUGAUAGCCAUCGCGAAAGGCCCCAACUCCCUACUAGUAGCCAGAUUCAUGAUAGGACUGGCUGGCGACGUCGCCUUCGUCGCGACGCCCAUGUAUAUCGCGGAAAUUGCUGACCAAAAGAUCAGGGGAUUCUUAUCCUCGCUAAUCUACACCAUGCUGUUGGUCGGAAUCCUCCUGAUCUACAUCAUCGGUCCUUACGUCUCUAUAUUCAGCUCCGCUUGUGUGGCUUGCACCUUUUUGAUCCUCCAAUUGGUGACGUUCACCUUCAUGCCAGAAUCACCUUAUUACCACCUUACCAAAGGACGUUAUCAGGAGGCUAGACGUAGCUUGAAACGUCUCAGAACAAGGGUAGAUAUCGAGGAAGAAUUGACGGAGAUCAGCGAUGGGAUCAAACGACAAAACACGAAGAGAGGAAGACCUCUGGAUAUCUUCACUGGAAAAACCAACAGAAGAGCAGCUUUCAUCAUGAUAAUACUGAACGCGUCCCAACAUCUCAGCGGUUACACGGCUAUGAUGAUGAAUAUGCACAUCAUUUUAGCUACCGCAGAUUCCAUAUACAUCGAGACCAACUACGCUGCCAUGAUUUUUUGUACCCUGAUGAUGGCAGCAGCCUUGACAGCUGGUCUGUUUUGCGAUAGGUUCGGCAGGAAGAUCCUCCUGACCAUUUCCAGCGUUUCUUCGGGGUUGGUACUGUUCAUUCUUGCCGUUUUUCUCCACGUUAAACAUCUGGGUUACGAUGUUAGGGCGAUGAGUUGGAUACCUAUAUUUUGCGUUUUCUCUUACGCCCUCGUUUUCAAGAUAGGUCUAGGGGUAAUUCCCAUAGUUUUGACGGCUGAACUAUUUUCUGCAAACGUUAAGGCUGUGGGUAUGUGUAUGGCCGAUGGUUUUUACAUAGGUUGGGCAAUCCUAUCCGUACAUAUCUUUUUUUAUUUCAAUUCUUACGCCAUGUUUUUGCCGUUUUAUAUAUACGCAACCUGCGCGCUUUUAACUGCUUUUUACUGUGUUUUCUUCGUACCAGAAACGAAAGGUAAGACUCUGGAUGAGAUACAGAUGAUUCUGAGAGGUGUUCCAGUGUCCAAAGAGGGUCAGGAACAGAGUUCUACGGAUAAAUCAGAGACUAAAGUCGACAGUUCAGGUGGAAAAAUGGAAAACGAAAAGCAGGGUUUGAGGUACAUGUUUUCCGGAACGUACCCCCAGAUUCUGGCCGUGUUGAGCUGUACAACCAGCGCCAUAUCCGAUGGCAUGUCAUACGGUUGGUCAGCUCCCAUCAUACCGAAGCUGGAAGCCCCAGAUUCCCCCAUAAAAAUCUCGGAUACCGACAAGGAUAACCUGGAGAACGUCUACCUACUCGGCGCCAUUUUUGGAGUUCCCGUAACAGUAUUUCUAGUGGACAAAAUAGGCAGAAAAUUCACCAUACUCACCGCAGGACUCAUAAAUUUGGCAGCGUGGUUGAUUAUAGCUGUUGCGAACACAGCUACGUGGAUAAUGGUGGCUAGGUUCAUGGUUGGGACAGCUGGUGACGUGGCGUUCAUUGCUGCGCCCAUGUAUAUUGCCGAAAUAGCCGACCAGAAGAUCAGAGGUUUCUUAUCAUCGCUCAUCUUCACUAUGAUGCUCAUAGGAAUACUCCUGAUGUACGUUAUAGGUCCCUAUGUUUCCAUCAUGACAUCGUCUUGCGUUGGAGCCUUCUUCUUGGCUGUACAAAUCAUCACCUUCUCUUUCAUGCCUGAAUCACCCUAUUAUUACUUAUGCAAAGGUAAAUAUGGAAGCGCAAAACGUUCUUUAGAAAGACUAAGGGUCAAUCCAAACAUCGAAAAAGAAAUGUCAGAGAUGAAGACUGCAAUAGAGAGGCAGAAAUCAGAGAGUGGAAAGUUUAAGGAUCUUUUUGUUGGGCUUAACAACCGAAAAGCUUUGACCAUCAUGGUGAUACUGAACGGGGCUCAACAUUUCAGCGCCUACAGCGUCAUCAUGAUGAAUAUGCACAUGAUUUUGGGCGCCGCAAGUUCAAUUUACAUCGAAACCAACUACACAGCAAUGAUUUUCGCGUUGUUCAUGAUGGUGGCAGCGUUUUUAGCUGGAUUGGUUUGCGAUAAGUUCGGGAGGAAGAUUCUUCUUACCAUCUCCAGUUUCCUCACCAGCGUAGUCUUGGCGAUUCUGGCGGUUUUUCUACAUUUGAAACACCUUGGCUACAACGUGGAUGGCAUAAGUUGGAUACCGAUAGUCUGCGUUCUUGCCUAUGCUCUAGUUUUCAAAAUAGGCUUAGGACUUCUACCCAUUGUACUCACUGCAGAACUGUUCUCAGCCAACGUGAAGGCCAUGGGUAUGUGCCUGGCGGAUGCCUUUUACAUAGCGUGGGCUAUGUUAUCUGUGUACGUCUUCUUCUGGACGUCUAGGUCCUUUGGAAUGUACUUCCCUUUCUACAUUUUCGCAGCUUGUGCAUUCCUGACCUCUGUUUAUUGUUUGUUGAGCGUUCCGGAGACCAAAGGAAAGACUUUGGAAGAAAUCCAGAUGAUGCUUAAGGGUAUCACUCCACCACCGAAGAGCGUUGAGAUGGGGGAAAUGAAGAAGAAUGCUUAUCCAGAAUCUGUGGCUUUCCUAUCGGAGUGAAGAUAGGUAUUUUUAGGGAUAUUUCAAGAAAACAUUCCGAAUGUGUACUUUUUUAUUCAGGAAAAAAGGCAUGUGUUGAAUUUUUGACAGUAUAUUACUAUAAGAUGUAUUUUUAUUGUAAAUUAAUUUUAUUGUUAGAUGAAUGAUGGGAAUUGUUGAUUCCAUGACAUUUGAAAAGUUUUGAUACGUUUUUCAAGUACAGUACAAGGACUUGUAGUCUCAAGGUCUUGAUAAAGGACAUUACAGUCCCCUUUAUAUCCACCAGUGAUAUACUAGAGAUACACCACUGUGAUGACAUUAUAGGUACCUACGUGAAACAAUUGAAAUUGUGCUUGUUAUUACACGAAUGUAUUUUUUAGUGCUUUAAGUUGUGAUAAUAACCAUUUAUCUUAAUUUUAUGCAAUAUGGUUUAUCGUAGGUAGCGAUAAUUCCUACACCAAUUGUUACGAAAAUAUUUUAGUGAUCAAUGCAAUAAACUCAGUUCGAUAUU